AGCACUAUAUUACAUGGCAAAUGGCUUCUGCCAUUGCUCUUGUAGGCGCGAAUUCGCCGCUGCUUGCCUAUUGGCCCUUUGUGGGCGUCGAUCCUACUGAGGAGUGGAUGCUCACUUACGCACCGUUCACUUGGCCGCCGAUCCCUGUCUGCUACACAGAAGCUCCGGGAACCAACAUCCAAUUCGAUUUUUACGGGAGUGAGUUCCAGCUGCUUGGCCCAGAGGAACAGGGAUGUGGAUACACGCUGCUCAUCAAUGGCACGGACUCGGGAAAGAAUGGUUUUGCUGAACCCGUCCAGCUCCCUGCGGGGCAGUAUCAUAUUGAGGUCAAUCUCAGUUACUCGGCUGGAGAAUUCUUCAAUUUUGAAGGCUUCGCUUUCAAGUCGACAGAAGAGAACAGCACUCUGAAGGACAUUACGACGUUCAUCAACGCUCCUAACAUUCGUCCAACAGGACAGUGGGAAGAGACAACGCUUUACUCAGAAUUUUAUCAUGCAAACUUCACCCAAUAUUUGACCAACAGUACGGGUGCUCAACUUGAAUACAACUUCCAAGGCAUACAGACCACGAUCAUGGGCUCUGUUGGACCGAGCGCCGGUCCUUUCAGGGUGACAAUCGAUGGGCAGUCUGAGGUUCCGCUGUCGGCGUAUCGGCCUGUCGCGGACGACCUAGUCACGCUCUACGUGAAGCAGCUGCCAUUCGCGGACAAUAGCGGCAGUCAUAAUGUUAUAGUGACGAAUCUCGGUCAAACGAAUACUGUGACUAUUUUGGCCAUAAGCUAUGAUCAGCUUGUUUCUUCGACAUGACUCCUGGGAGCGGCCGAUGCGUAUUGGACUGUGGAAAGGCAGACAUAAUGUGGGGUUG
Messenger RNA from Dacryopinax primogenitus, 864 nucleotides. RefSeq lists its product as uncharacterized. Lineage: Eukaryota; Fungi; Basidiomycota; Dacrymycetes; Dacrymycetales; Dacrymycetaceae. The record is from RefSeq and is a predicted model, not a curated record. The transcript is spliced from 5 exons. The coding region runs from base 21 to 806 and encodes 261 amino acids.